Molecule: messenger RNA, 2208 nt
Organism: Cyclospora cayetanensis
Lineage: Eukaryota; Apicomplexa; Conoidasida; Eucoccidiorida; Eimeriidae
Exons: 6
Coding region: 1-2208 (735 amino acids)
Cellular component (GO): nucleus
Molecular function (GO): exonuclease activity; nucleic acid binding
Source: RefSeq, a predicted model, not a curated record
AUGUACUACCGCCAGCAGCUGCACCGCUUUCCCAGGGGAGAAUCGAACUCUGCAGGGGCUGUUCAGGAACCCUCCAGGCCUCCCUGGCUAACCGUGCAAAACUGUCAUAAUGUGGGGUCUGUCGUGAUGGUGGUCGUGCCGUAUGUAGACAGCAACCUGCUGAGGAUCUACGGAAACUGCAGCGAUGACAAAAUCCUCGCGGCUGUGCCCCAAGAAACCAAAAACGCAUUGGAGACGUUGGUCGGCGUACAGACGCGUUAUUCUCCACACCCAGCGUGUGCAGAAGCGCGAACCCCCUUAAGGAAGGCGGUGCACACUCGAUGGCAGCUUCCUGCUGCUAUUGCUCGUGAAUUUCCAUUUGCUGCUUUUUCCCCAGGGUUCGGACCAUGGUGCGAUAUCCCCCCCAACCACGCUGUUCUCGACCCGCUUUGGCUUGGAAACAAUGACGAGGUAGGGGGCCGUUGGGCCUGGAGAUCCGAGGCUCGUUUCGAUCUGUUGUACGGGGUAGACUGUGAGAUGGUGGAAACCGCGCUAGGAAAGCAGCUAGGCCGCGUGUGCAUCGUCGACUGCAACUGCAAGGUAGUUGUAGAUCUUCUUGUGAAACCUUCUAUAACCGUGCUAGAUUACUUGACGCGAUAUUCUGGGCUUACGAAGGAGAUGCUGGACGCGGCCACACUAACGCUUUCAGACGUUCAUGCCCAUUUGCGACAAGUGCUACCCCCAGGGGCUAUUCUUGUUGGCCAUUCUCUGGAGUACGAUCUACGAGCUUUGAAGCUCGUACACUCGCGGUGUAUAGACACCACCGUUCUUUACCCUCACAACCGAAUGGGUCUUAAGCUCUCUUUGAAACGGCUGGCGCAAUUGUAUCUGAACAAACAGAUGGCGCGGAAGCACGGCCACGACCCAAAGGAAGAUGCACAAACUGCUAUGUUGCUUGCCCAGAAGAAAAUUAGAAACGGGCCAGGAUUUGCUGCGCCCUUGAUGCAGCUGACACCCCUCGCUUCUGCAUUACGGCAGCUGCAGAGGCAUCCCGAGGAGCUCUGUGAGGAGUUGAGCCAAGAGCGGAAAGAAUAUCCGAAAGAGCAAGAGCAGCCGCUCUUGCACGACUCGAGUCGUCAGACAGUAGAGGGGUCAGACAGCAGUGUGGACGCGCAGGACGAGGCGGUACUGUUUCUGUUAGAUUCCUUCGCACACAAUUCUCCUGCUCCUCUCAAGGGCGCCCGCGUCAGGGAUGGGCUGGCAAAUGAUUCGGAGAUUAUCCGCGUUUGCAAGGAGCUCCUCCAACGCAAAAGUUUCAAUACAGGAGGGUCGAAUACCGCACAAGAAGCUUGCUCUGGGGACGCCUUGCCAGUGGCACCAAUGGCUCAGCCGUCCUCUGAAGCCACGAGCAACCCUCGAGCUUCUGACGCUCACGGGGUGGCCUCGUGGGGUGUAUGCGUGCUGCGUGGGUAUCAGCGGCUGUGCUGCCGUGCGCUGCAUGCGUCUACUGAUCAGCUCUAUGACUUCCAGGACAGAACGCGUCUCCUUUUGGCUGCUGAGGCACAGCUGAGGCAGCAACGCAAAGGGGGCCAGACUGGCGAGGAAGGCUCUGCGCCAGCUGCGGUGGACUGCAUGCCUGUAUCGGCGAACGAAGCACUGGAUAGUGAGGAGCUGAUGACACGCAGUGACGGCCUUCAGGCGGAAGAGGGUGUUUGCUGCGAUUGCUUAUGCCGUGUCAAAAGGAGUCACUCAGUCUGCUUCUCUCUUCUAAUGCCUUCCUACUCAGCUGAUGCAAGCGGAUUGAUUCCCUGCCCUAAAACUCUCUUUCCCCCGGUUGAUCAAAACGAGGCGCUGUUUGUGAUUUAUCUAAUCGAUCAACUCCUGGAUGACCUCGCUGCAUCCCUCAAGCCACAGGAUCUUCUCCUUGUUGUUUCCCCAUGCGGAGACGCUCAUAGGUAUUUUAGUCUCCGCUCGUUGCAGUCUGCGCUUCAAGGGGACUUGGACGAAUCGCAAGCAUCGGGCACUCCUGGUGUUUCUUUUGCAUCUUGUGUAUCUCCCCUGUCCUUCUCAUCCUCCUGCAAACAGGCAGCAAAAGAGGAUGACUUCGUGAAACCAAUAAAAUGGACAAGUGUAUUUGAACUAGAGCUGGAGAAAGCGAAGGCCAAUUUUGAUGGCCCCGGUAAAGGAGGAUGGUGCUCUUUCAUUGUCAAGCAAUCAGAUGCACAGUAA